CUGGCGCAUAAAGCAAUGACGUAGUACGCACCGAAAAGGUGGUGAAAACAGUAAAAGCAGAGAUAUACAACUAGUUUGCGACGAUUUAAAGCGUGUUCCACGGGAUAAAAUGACGUUUCAAGGAUCGUUUGAUGAAUUUUUCCGACAACAAAAGAAGAAGCAGAUCAGCCACCAGUUUUCUCUGCCUGAGCGGAAGGCCAAGGUCAAUCAGCUUGUGAAGACCAUCGACAAUGUGGACGACCCAGACACCAAGUACUGCAUCUGCAGGUCCACGGAUGGUACCCGCUUCAUGAUAGCAUGUGACAACUGUGAGGAGUGGUACCAUGGUGACUGUAUUGGAAUCACUGAGACAGACGCCAACGACAUCAAACAGUACUACUGUGGCCCAUGCAGAGAGAAAGACCCAUCUUUGGUGACUCGCUAUAAACACAAGAAGAUCAAGGAAAAGACGGAGAAGAAAAUGGAAAAACUUCUAAAACCGGAAAAACUUGACAAAGAGGCACUGGAGUACAAAGGAAAACUGCGAGAGCCAGAGUUUUCUGAUGACUGGCGCAAGAAGUCAAAUCGGCGUUGUGGAGAAUGCAUGGCUUGUCAUCGUACGGAGGAUUGUGGCCGCUGUGAUUUCUGCAAGGACAUGAGAAAGUUUGGAGGUCCCAACAGAAUUCGUCAGAAAUGCAGACUGCGGCAAUGCAAUAACUUUGGUCUAUCUACCACCAAGGAUUUGAAUGAUUCAUUCUCAUCUCAGCAAAGUGAGCGAGAGCUGUUUCUGACCCCAGAAAGGCCCAUCUUACACAGCGUCUUGAAUGAAAACUUGGAGGAGAGUGACAAGAAACGUAAGAAGAGAUUGUCAGGCAUGGAGGAAACUCCAAGGAAGAAAUACAAGGACAAAGAGAAGAAAUCUCCCACAAAGAAAAAGCAGAAGAGUCACCAGCAUAAGGGCGACCACCACGGUCACCAUCACCACCACCGGUCCAAACAGGAAGUGGAGGAGAUGGAGGAGGCAGGGGAGGAUGACACGGCCAAGCAGUGCCUGGGGCCAGGUUGUGUGAACCACGCCAGACAGGCGUCCAAGUACUGCUCUGACGAGUGCGGCAUGAAACUCGCAAAAAGUCGUAUCUAUGAACUGUUGCCGCCCAAGAUCCAGCAGUGGCAGAGCAGCCCCUGUGUGGCGGAGGAGCGUAACCGGCGUACGCUGGACAAAAUACGGCGCGAACAGAUGGAAGCUAGGCAGCGACUCAUGGAGCUGGACAUGAAGCAUCAGGACCUGGACGCACUCAUUGAGAAGGCCAAACAUGUGAAGAUUGAGUCAGAAAACGAACAGGUGUCGGAGAGCGAAGACGAGACGGAGUUCAGCAUGUUCUGUGUGACCUGCGGUCUGGAAAUCAGCCAGAAAACUGCUCUCAAACAUCUCGAGAAAUGCUUCGCAAAGUUUGAGGCACAGACAUCAUUUGGGUCCAUCUACAAGACACGUAUUGAAGGCAGCUCCAUGUUCUGUGAUUUCUACAAUAGCCAGUCAAGGACGUACUGCAAACGACUGAAAGUUCUGUGUCCUGAACACACCAAGGAACCGAGGGUGGGUGCGGAGGAGGUGUGUGGGUGCCCGCUGGUGACCAACGUGUUUGAGGAGACUGGGGAGCUGUGUAAGACGGCCAAGAGGAAGUGCAACAGGCACCACUGCUGGGAGAAGUUCCGUAGGGCACAGAUAGACAUGGAGAGGGUCAGACAGUGGAUGAAGAUAGAUGAGCUGUUUGAGCAGGAGAGGAAUGUGAGGUUUGCACUGGCCAACAGAAUGGGGGUGUUGGGCUUGAUGCUUCAUCAAACAGUGGACCAUAACCCUCUCUACCCCAUCAGUGUUCCCGACAUAGACUGACUCGGUGGUUGACUCAAUUUGACAGUUGCCGGAACAUUUGAUGUAUGCCAUGAUUGAGUGUCAGUUCUUCUUUGACAGAGUGAAGGGUUUACAGAACAGCUGCGAGAUUAGAUCGUGCAUUUUGUUGGAUGGUGUGUGUGCACUCUCCCCGACAUGGGAACGUUCUUUAGAUCUCAACCCAAAGACAUCAAGUAUUGGUUCUACCUAUGAAACAUACUCGAGAGCGUUCUAAUAACCAUUUGACUUUCUAUGAACUAGAGCUUAAAUAAAUAGGUUAAACCCUU
Dreissena polymorpha is the source of this 2154-nucleotide messenger RNA. Its product is annotated as CXXC-type zinc finger protein 1-like. NCBI's taxonomy places the organism in Eukaryota, Metazoa, Mollusca, Bivalvia, Myida, Dreissenidae. Gene Ontology annotation, biological process: positive regulation of DNA-templated transcription. Bases 110 to 1870 code for a protein of 586 amino acids. Gene Ontology annotation, cellular component: Set1C/COMPASS complex. The transcript is spliced from 16 exons. Gene Ontology annotation, molecular function: zinc ion binding; DNA binding. The record is from RefSeq and is a predicted model, not a curated record.